AUGACGAAUGAGUAUGAGCGCUGUGUUCAAUUUGAGGAUAGUCUUCGUAAUAGUCUGCGAGUUCUGAUAGCUCCUCAGAGGGAGCGAGAUUUCUCAGUUUUGGUUGAGAAGGCUAAGAUAGUCGAGAAGGCUAGGGUUGACGGGUCCGUUAGAGUUGGGUCUACGACUGCACCUGUUGGGGUGGCGAUCUGUCAGCUAUGUAAUAGACUCUAUCUAGGUGAGUGUUGGAGAUCUACUGCUGCUUGUUUAUGGUGUGGAUCGAUUGAGCAUCGAAUUAAGGAUUGUCUACUGAGGGGUAAUCAGGUGCAAGCUCUGGUUGUUGAGACUGCGCAACCGCCGAGAGGAGUACAACAGCCACCUAGAGGCCGAGGACAGGCUAAGGGUGAUAACAGUAUGGGUCGAGGUCAGAGAGCACCUGAUAGGGAUGCUGAGCUGACUGAGGUGAGGCAGCCUACACUUGUCUAUGCUGCACGCCGCCAUGAGGAUAGAGAUACUCCAGAUGUCAUUGCGGACAUAGGCUCUACACAUUCUUAUGUUGCAUGUUCUGUGUCUGAGACCUUGGGGAUUUCGCAUGAGAGCACUUCUAGUGAGAUUUCUGUGGUAAGUUUGUUGGGACAGUCUAUUAAGGUCAGUAAGCUAUUCAGGGACGUUCUAUUAGAAGUUCAAGGGACAAUAUUUUUGGCUGAUCUGAUGGAACUUCCGUUUGGAGAGUUCGACUUGAUUCUGGAUAUAGACUGGCUGGUGAAGAAUCGUGUAAGUCUAAAUUGUGCCGAAAAGAGGCUAGUUCUGAGGACUAAAGAGGAUAAUGAGAUAGUUGUAAUUGGGGAACGACAGAAUUAUCUGAGUAAUGUGAUAUCUGUGAUGGUAGUAGAAAAGUUGGUGAGGAAAGAAUGUGAGGUAUUUUUGGCCUGCAUCAGUGCUUCUGAUUCUGUGGGCUUAUCGGUCAAGGACAUCCGUACUGUGAAGGACUUUCCAGAUGUUUUUCCAGAGGAACUACCAGGAUUGCCUCCGGGCCGUGAGGUAAAAUUCGGGAUUGAAUUGAUUCCUGGUACAGCUCCGGUUUCUAUCGCCCCUUACCAAAUGGCACCGAAAGAGCUGAUGGAACUUAAAGCUCAGAUUCAGAAGCUGUUGGAUCGUGGGUUUAUUCGUCUUAGUGUGUCUCCAUAG
Gossypium arboreum is the source of this 1167-nucleotide messenger RNA. RefSeq lists its product as uncharacterized. NCBI's taxonomy places the organism in Eukaryota, Viridiplantae, Streptophyta, Magnoliopsida, Malvales, Malvaceae. The record is from RefSeq and is a predicted model, not a curated record. The transcript is spliced from 3 exons. Bases 1 to 1167 code for a protein of 388 amino acids.